Messenger RNA from Python bivittatus (Burmese python), 2929 nucleotides. Lineage: Eukaryota; Metazoa; Chordata; Lepidosauria; Squamata; Pythonidae. The record is from RefSeq and is a predicted model, not a curated record.
GGUAUUCCUUCAGAAAUGUCGUUCCAUAAUGCAACUAAAUCUUUGGCAAAACUGAUGGAUUCACGAGGAGACUGGGUCCCAGUACCCAGCAUGAUAGACCAUAAUAAUUUUAGGCCCCUCUGCCUGCUUCAAAGGAAGGUGAAGACUUCAUGGUGGCAGAGCUGUUCUUAUCACAAAACUGAAUGCAAGUUAUGUCAUAUACUGUUACCAGAAAACGACAUUUCAAAUCUAGUUUGCCAGAAUUCAGAGUUAUUCACCCUUGAAGACAGUUCAGAUGGAACAUUGAGCGGGGAUAUUAGUGGAAUUACUGAUGCUGAAGUAACUAGCAUUCUCAGGAUUUCUCAUGAAAGGUGUGUGAAGGUGAAAAAGAUACAUGUUCCCAUCCAAGACCUCGAUUCUUUGAUUAAAGAAAUGAAAAUCAACAAUGAUCACCCCUUCAUUAAACAAACAAAGAAGCUUCAGAGGAACCUCUAUGUGAUCACUGAGUCCGCAGAAACUGUGGAAGAGGCAACGUUUGGGGAAUCCAACAAAGUGGAAAGCAGCAUCUUUUAUAAAGCCUAUGUCAGACUGAGACUGAAGGGUGCCCAAGAUAAGAAGAAAACAGUCACUAUACCAAAGGGAUGCAUCUUGGCAUUCAAAGCUAAAAAAUUAUUGAUAGGAGACGGAACCUUAAGUAUUUCCUAUUACUCAAGUGACAAAACAGGAACUUUUGAAAAAAAAAUUUUUUCUACAGAUGCAGCCGUAGGGAUAGGAAAAGCACAGUACAGACAGAUUGUAAAAGACAAUAGGAAAAACCUUCGAAGGGAAGUUGAAAAUGAAUAUGCACCAUUAUCUUCAAUGUCUUCAAACCUGUGUGGCAAAUUUCUAACUAGCUUUGUGGUUCUAAUGAAGAAAAACUACCUUCUUGGAGAACUGGAGCUCCAGCUGGAACAGGCUCUUGAAGACCCUGAACAAUUCAGGCUGAAUACAGACAAACCAGAGUUGAAGGACCUGAUGAAGAACUUGCAAGAUGUCAAAGGAGCAAUUAUCACUGAACUUGCUGAGGCCACCCUCUAUUUUCUUCAGGCUCUUGAUGAACUGACAGAGUUGCAGAUAAUGCUGUUGGUAGAAUCUGUGGAAAAAAAUAUUGUGUCCCAGCAACUGAAACUGGUUGGAAGCAUCCUAGACAAAUAUUUCUGGGACGGAAAACAGAAUUUUACUGUAGAAGUCCAGCUGUUAACUGAAGAGGAAUGGGAUAUAACUGGAGUGUUAAUUGAAGAAAUAAGUGGAAUAUCCAUUCGACGAAGUGGAUGCACUGUUGAUGGAUCUGUAUACCCUGCUGCUCUUUCAGCCCUUCCUGCACUAUACGUGGCUCUGUAUGCAACUGAUCUUCUAUCUAAGAAAAGUUUUUAAGCCAUUCUUUUAAGUCAAAGUAUGUUUGGGGCUAGAAAAGAAAUAGGCUCACAUACAGCAGCCUAAUAUACUGAAAAUGAUGGUGGUAAUCCGACAUGCUUGUUUGAAAGGAAGUUGGCCGGAUAAUACCAAUUGAUAUUAGGUAUUUACUUCUUGUAUUCAACUUCUCCAUAACUGCACUCACACAAAACUCUAAAUCAUUUGUGGUUUGGCUUAGUGGACUAUCCAAACUCAGAUUAGGGCCAGCCAGAAACCAUUAGAGUGAUUAAAAUAAACUAAACAUUAGAAGAAAAAGAAAAACAAACUAAGGAAAAAUAGAUCUAUAUGAUUUCAGUAUAAAAUUAAUGAGUGUGGGAGCUAUUUAAAUGAUUUUUGUAUAAUGCUUUUCUUUUUUUCUUUCAUUACAAUGUCAAAUUCAAAAAAAAAGCUUAAAUGCUUACAAAAUACUGUUCGCAAUUAUCAGUUAUCAGUGACUAGCAAGCUUGUAUUAUAAUCUGUAAGCACAUAUAUGCAGAUCUAGUUUGAGAAAGUGGUUAAGGGACCAGGCUAGAAACCAGGAGACUGUGAAUUCUAGUCCGACCUUAGGCACAAAACCAGUGGGUGACCUUGGCCAGUCACUCUCUCUCAGUUCUACGAAGAAGGAAUUGCCAAAACUCCAGGGGAGAGUCACCAGGAGUAAAAAAUGACUUGAAGGCACAACUUUUAAGCAUGUAUGUGACAUACAAUUAUACUUUUAGUUUCUGUACUUUAAUUAAGAAAUAUGUAAACAUUUUAACAUGUUGCUCUUACGUGUAUUUGCAAUUUACUUGGGUGGGUGGCACAGUGUUGGGCUGGUUCUCUUCCUUCCUCCAGGGUCCUUUCCAGUCAGUGUUGAUGGGGGGAAGAGGUCCAACCCACAGCUCCUCCUUCUGAGGUGCACUUCCUCCCUUCCCAUUGAACAUCUACAUGAAGCCAUUGGGUGAGGUCAUCUGUUUGAGGUGAAGUUUAUAUCCAACAGUUUGGGGUAAGCUUUAUAUAUUCAUCCCAGGUCUUCUGAGUGAUGUUGAGGAGGUACUUUCUCAGUGCCUGGAAGCAGUGGGGGCCUGGAUGGGGUGCAACAGGCUUCAGCUCAACCCAAGCAAGACCUGAGUGGCUCUGGGUUUUUGGACCUCCUGUUUCCAGGGAGCUUCCAUUUUUGGUUCUGGUUGGGGUGGACUGCCCCAGGCAGACCAGGGCAUAAUCCUGGACUUGUGGCUCCUGCUUGAGGAGCAGUUGGUGGCUAGGAGGGUCUUUGUACAACUUCAAGUUAUGCAUCAGUUGCACCUGUUCCUGGACCGGGGGGGGGGGGGCUGCUCAUGGUCCCUCAUGCCCUUGUGACCUCCAGACUGGAUUACAGCCAGUUCUCUUUUAGCGAUCACGGUUGGUUUUGGUGAAAUGAUUGCUCAAUGACACGGUGGCUAAGCAAACCAUGUGCCUGAGAAAAAGAGAUGCUGUGAAGAUUGCUGGUUGCUGCUGUCUCAUUGAGAUAAAGUUCUCUCAUGCAGCAAUGCCAGCUUUA